GCUGAUACCAUGGCAACAAGAGACUGGCCAGGGGUCAGGGGUCGUGGAACGCGCUCAGAUGGACUCGCAGUCUGAACUCUGGGUAUUUUAUUUAUUAACAACGUGGCUGUUAUAUCAGCUGUUGGGGGUUGUAACGCUACAUGAGGCUAUAGAAGGAUCCUUACAGCGUUCGGAAGCACAAGACACCCUGAGGAUGAUGAAUUUAACACAAACUGACUGGUUGGUUUGUCCUCUAAAGAGGUUUUGUCAAUUUGUAUAAAAUGUACUAUUUUAACAGGGAUCUCUGUACUUUUCAUCAUUCGUAUGCUACAGGAGUGGGACCCCCUCACCAACCCCGUUACACUCUCUCACACCAUCCAGGAGUGGGACCCCCUCACCAACCCCGUUACACUCUCUCACACCAUCCAGGAGUGGGACCCCCUCACCAACCCCGCCCCCACACACACCCCGUUACACUCUCUCACACCAUCCAGGAGUGGGAUCCCCCUCACCAACCCUGUUACACUCUCUCACACCAUCCAGGAGUGGGAUCCCCCUCACCAACCCCGUUACACUCUCUCACACCAUCCAGGAGUGGGAUCCCCCCUCACCAACCCCGUUACACUCUCUCACACCAUCCAGGAGUGGGAUCCCCCUCACCAACCCCGUUACACUCUCUCACACCAUCCAGGAGUGGGCUCCCCCUCACCAACCCCGUUACACUCUCUCACACCAUCCAGGAGUGGGAUCCCCCUCACCAACCCCGUUACACUCUCUCACACCAUCCAGGAGUGGGAUCCCCCUCACCAACCCCGUCCCCACACACACCCCGUUACACUCUCUCACACCAUCCAGGAGUGGGAUCCCCCUCACCAACCCCGUUACACUCUCUCACACCAUCCAGGAGUGGGCUCCCCCUCACCAACCCCGUUACACUCUCUCACACCAUCCAGGAGUGGGCUCCCCCUCACCAACCCCCGUUACACUCUCUCACACCAUCCAGGAGUGGGCUCCCCCUCACCAACCCCCGCCUCACCAACCCCGUACACUCUCUCACACCAUCCAGGAGUGGGAUCCCCCUCACCAACCCCGUUACACUCUCUCACACCAUCCAGGAGUGGGAUCCCCCUCACCAACCCCGUUACACUCUCUCACACCAUCCAGGAGUGGGAUCCCCCCUCACCAACCCCGUUACACUCUCUCACACCAUCCAGGAGUGGGAUCCCCCUCACCAACCCCGUUACACUCUCUCACACCAUCCAGGAGUGGGAUCCCCCUCACACACCCCCGUUAAACUCUCUCACACCAUCCAGGAGUGGGAUCCCCCUCACACACCCCGUUAAACUCUCUCACACCAUCCUGUGUUGAAUGCUUCUUUAAGACUCGCGCUGCGUGACAUAGACAUCACAGUUCCUUCACAAAGUAUUCACACCCCUUGACUUUCUCCACAUUUUUGUUGUGUUACAGCCUAAAAAUAUAUGUAUUUGGUC
Messenger RNA from Coregonus clupeaformis (lake whitefish), 1469 nucleotides. Its product is annotated as leucine-rich repeat extensin-like protein 5. The record is from RefSeq and is a predicted model, not a curated record. Bases 304 to 1347 code for a protein of 347 amino acids. The transcript is spliced from 2 exons. NCBI's taxonomy places the organism in Eukaryota, Metazoa, Chordata, Actinopteri, Salmoniformes, Salmonidae.